Molecule: messenger RNA, 1176 nt
Organism: Hermetia illucens (black soldier fly)
Lineage: Eukaryota; Metazoa; Arthropoda; Insecta; Diptera; Stratiomyidae
Product: ribosome biogenesis regulatory protein homolog
Exons: 4
Coding region: 75-1127 (350 amino acids)
Biological process (GO): ribosomal large subunit export from nucleus; ribosomal large subunit biogenesis; ribosome biogenesis
Cellular component (GO): nucleolus; nucleus; preribosome, large subunit precursor
Molecular function (GO): protein binding
Source: RefSeq, a predicted model, not a curated record
UCCACUGCACGUGUGUUUUCAUUUGCCGAAUGGUCGUGUACUCAGUCAGCUUUAGCGAGGGUUUAACAUAAAUAAUGGACGUAGUUCAAGAAGUUUUGGAAAAACAGAAACGUGAUUUAGAGCGUUACAAACCUAUCAUUGUAGAAAAACAUCUUGAAGUGCGCAAUGAUGUAGGUAUGAUGCUGUGCUCGGAUCCCAACGAUCUCGAUGAAAAAGUUCUAAAGGAAAAUAAAGAAGACUACCUCCGCGAGUUGACACGUGAUAAUGUACAGUUAUUAAUUAAUGAAAUCUGGGAAUUGCCGACGGAACGUGUGGAUGAAUGUAUUGUAGCGAAAUUGCCUGCCCCGACAACAGUUCUACCUCGAAUAAGAAAAGUUCCCGGUCCGCGAGCCCUGACAAAGUGGGAAAAGUUUGCGAAGGAAAAGGGAAUUAAGAAGAAGAAGAAGGACAAGAAGAAGUUUGAUGAAGUUCUGGAUAAAUGGGUCCCCACAUAUGGCUACCGAAAAGCAGAUGCCGAAAAACAGAAAGAAUGGGUGCUUGAAGUACCUAAAAAUGUUGAUCCAAUGGAAGACAUGUUCCAGAAGAAGAUCGAUGUACGUAACGAGAAAGUCGCUAAGAAUGAAAUACAACGAAUGAAAAAUAUUGUCCGCGCGAAAAAGAUUGACGCACCACGUGCUGGUUACCUCGGCCCAGAAGUGGCCGACUCGAAAACAUUGCGUACAGUUGCAACGGUAGCAAAAGCCUCCACAGCAUCAGUUGGAAAAUUCCAAGAAAAACUUCCAAAUGAAAAGCAGGCGCGUGGAAUAGGUGUCAAAGAACUUAUCCCCGGAACCAAACGGAAAGCUUCACAUAUCGGCGGCGAGUCCGAGAAGGAAGAAAAUUUGGCAUUAAUCAAAAGCAUUUUGAAUAAAAAACCUAAAAUUGAUGUUGAGAGGGCUAUUUCGCUACAGAAACGUGACGAUAGGAUAGAACGGGAUCAGGAACAGGCUGGUGGCGGCGGGAAGAAAAAGUCCAAGAAAGGUGGCAGAAAAGGGCGGGGUGGAGCCCCGAAGUCUGGUAAAAAACCUAAGGGUGGAAUGGGACAAAGAGCUGUUAAAAAGGGAGGAUCUGGCAGGAAAAGACGUUAGCCUUACUAGUUUAAGUUAUGUUUUAAUUAAUAAAUUCUAUGUUACAAUA